Messenger RNA from Cladophialophora psammophila CBS 110553, 1110 nucleotides. RefSeq lists its product as uncharacterized. The transcript has 2 exons. The coding region runs from base 1 to 1110 and encodes 369 amino acids. The record is from RefSeq and is a predicted model, not a curated record. Gene Ontology annotation, biological process: phospholipid metabolic process. Gene Ontology annotation, molecular function: phosphatidate phosphatase activity. NCBI's taxonomy places the organism in Eukaryota, Fungi, Ascomycota, Eurotiomycetes, Chaetothyriales, Herpotrichiellaceae.
AUGGAUCAGGAUCCCAACCAACCGACACAACAGCAAUCCUAUCCUCAACUACGCGCACCGCUUUCCUCACGUGUUAGGUCCCUUGCCACCGCCCUGAAGCCCGGCAAAACCACAUUCCCACGACUAGGACGGUAUCUGAAAGCUUUCUUCUUGGAUCAUUGGCUUGACCUCGUUGGCAUCCUGAUCGUCGUGGGCAUAGCGGGGGUGAUCUGGAUCAUUCCUGCCCGUCCUCCUCUUCUCUUCCCGCUCCUCACUCCAGACGGCGCUACUUACAACCCCUUCAUUGGCUACCCUUAUGUGACGCCCAUUCUCUCCUCUCUCCUCACAGGUCUUCUCUGCGGCUUUAUACCCCUUGCGGUGAUCCUUCUCUCGCAAGUCUUCAUCCGAUCCUUCGCCGAUUUUUCCUCAGCCACUCUGGGUCUCUUGUACUCGUUGGUUACGGGGACAUGUUUUCAAGUCAUCCUGAAGAAAUCCAUCGGUGGGCUCCGACCGCACUUCCUUAGUGUCUGCAGACCAGUUGUCCCAGAAGGUCUCGUCGGCUCUGGAUAUCACGGGAUGAUGUACCGCGUCGAGGAUGUCUGUACAGGCAACUCGAAAGACAUCACCAACGCGUUACAGUCAUUUCCCUCAGGGCACAGUGAGAUUGCGUUCGCCGGGCUGGGAUACCUUUCGAUUUAUCUCUUCGCCCACUUACAGAUUGGUGACGCCUCCAAAAUGAGAAAGCGAGGCUUUUGGUGCAUGAUUUUGGUGCUUAUGCCCAUUCUGUUUGCGACGUAUAUCUCGAGCGCUCUGGUCCUGGGAUAUCACCAUCACGCGCAUGAUUGCCUAUUCGGUGCGGCAAUUGGUUGUCUGACCGCGGUGUUGGGAUACAGGAUUGCUUUUCGAAGUUUGCUCAAUGCGAGGAUGAACUGGAGACCCAGGGUGGGGAGGAGGCUGAAGAGGGCUAUUGACACGGAGAGCGAGAGGGGAAGCGAAAAGAGACCGGAGAGGGAUGCUGCUCCUGAUGGAACAGGCCAUGGCAGCGCAUUGAGAAGGCCGAGUCCUGGUAGAGGAGAGAUACGAAGUGAAAGUGAUACGGGGGAUGAGCUUGAGACGGAUACUCGUGUUUGA